GAGCAGUAUGUCUUCAUCCAUGAUGCCAUUUUGGAGGCAUGUCUCUGUGGCGACACCACCAUUCCUGCGAGUCAGCUCCGCUCCGUCUACUACGACAUGAACCGCCUGGACCCACAGACCAACUCUAGCCCCAUUAAAGAGGAGUUCAGGACGCUUAAUAUGGUGACUCCCACGCUGCGGGUGGAAGACUGCAGCAUCGCCCUGCUGCCUAGGAACCACGAGAAGAACCGCUGCAUGGACGUCCUGCCUCCAGAUCGCUGCCUCCCCUUUCUGAUCACCAUCGAUGGCGAGAGCUCCAAUUACAUCAACGCCGCCCUGAUGGAUAGUUACAAGCAGCCCUCUGCAUUCAUAGUGACACAGCACCCAUUGCCAAACACAGUAAAGGACUUCUGGAGACUGGUGCUGGAUUACCAUUGCACAUCCAUAGUAAUGCUCAAUGACGUCGACCCAGCACAGUACUGGCCAGAAAACGGAGUCCACCGCCAUGGACCCAUCCAGGUGGAGUUUGUCUCUGCUGAUCUGGAGGAGGACAUCAUCAGCAGAAUAUUCCGGAUCUACAAUGCAGCUCGGCCUCAGGAUGGCUACCGGAUGGUGCAGCAGUUCCAGUUCCUGGGUUGGCCCAUGUACAGAGACACGCCCAUGUCCAAACGCUCCUUCCUCAAACUCAUUCGACAGGUGGACAAGUGGCAGGAGGAGUACGAUGGGGGAGAGGGACGUACUGUGGUCCACUGUCUAAACGGAGGCGGCCGCAGUGGGACAUUCUGUGCCAUCAGCAUUGUGUGCGAGAUGCUUCAGCACCAGCGAUCUGUGGAUGUUUUCCACGCUGUCAAGACACUGAGGAAUAAUAAGCCCAACAUGGUGGACCUACUGGACCAGUACAAGUUUUGCUAUGAAGUGGCACUGGAGUACUUGAACUCUGGGUAACUCGGAGCUACUGCGGCCACCAGGAAUUCUUUAUUCGGGACAGUACAGACGACUGCGGCUCACAUGUGUGCAUUAUGCUAAGAGUGUGUGUUACCGACCUGACAGGAGUGACGUGCACACAUGACCUCCUUUGACCAGCUCUCUUCCCUCUUCUUCUUCUUCUUGAUCUAGAUGGGAAAGUUAGCAGAGUUGUACAGUGUUAAAUAUCACAGAAUGUUUCAGUCACUACAAGCUAAGGAAGCCAGCAGAGGUACAAUGAGUUAUUUUUUUUCCCUCUGCAGUGAGCAGCCUUCUCUCUGGAUCCCUAUUUUUCUCUGUCUCUGCCUGUAGUCCCGUGGUUGUUGCCUUGAUCCUCACUGGACGACAAGCAUUGAAAAAUCUCCAGUUUUCCAUGGAAUGCGAUACACUGUACAUAAUGUAAUGUGUCCAUUUUACUCUCUCCGAUUUCUGUUUCACGCAGUUCAUUAUUAAGUCAUUAAAUGCAGGAGCUCACAGCCUAAAUGUUACUAAAUGUCCUGUAAAUUUAUGACUUCCAGAUGACUAUUGCUUCACACUGUAUGUUGAGGACAGCUGGCUCACAUUUUGCUUACCUUAUUUCCUGUGCAGGGAUCCAAAGCUUUAUUUGCACUUCCAUUGAAUUCUUGUUGUGCAUAUUGUACAUAUUUCUGUAGAUUAUUUAUUCGCGGUAUGUACUUUUUUUGUGACUCGCAAGUAAGUGACAAUCAUAUGUUCUAUAGGUUUGGUUUAUUGACUGUAUUGUGUGCUUUUUUUUCAGUCAUCUUGUAUGACAGAGCAAUUCCAUUGUAAAAAAACAAACAAAAAAAAAAGAUUAUAUAAAUGUAUCUACAAUAUAAAUGGUUGAUUAUC
Archocentrus centrarchus (flier cichlid) is the source of this 1791-nucleotide messenger RNA. Its product is annotated as receptor-type tyrosine-protein phosphatase mu-like. Lineage: Eukaryota; Metazoa; Chordata; Actinopteri; Cichliformes; Cichlidae. Gene Ontology annotation, molecular function: protein tyrosine phosphatase activity. The transcript has 7 exons. The annotation marks the transcript as partial. Gene Ontology annotation, biological process: protein dephosphorylation. The record is from RefSeq and is a predicted model, not a curated record.